UAAAUAAGUGCAGCUAGUAAUUUAAAAUAAGUAUUAAAAAAUAAAAAAGUAUGUAAAAAAUGUUGGUCAAUUCAUAUAGUUGAGUAAAACAGUGAGAAAAAAGUGAAGAAAAAUCCUGUGAAAAAAAUCUACAUUGAGUUUUGCUAUAAACAAUUUUUAUCUUGUCAUUAUGUGUGGUAUCUUUUGUGAAAUCUCUAUCAAAAGUCAACAGUUUCAACAACAUGUUUGCCCAGAAUCUAUUCAUAAAAGCCUAAGUCGAAGAGGACCUGAUGUAUCAGGAAGUUGUGCAUUUGAAAUAAACAUAGACAGUAGACCUGUCUAUCUAAGUUUUGCUGGUUAUGUGCUUCAUUUACGAGGAAAUUUAACAAAGCAGCCAAUUGUUUCCAGUUUUGGUGAUGUUCUUUUAUGGAAUGGAGAAAUAUUUGGUGGAAAGCUUACGGUUGAUGAGUUUGCCAACGACACAGAAGUUCUAAUGAAAAAACUUCUUACUUGUUCAAAUAGUGAUGAAAUAGUUGACAUACUUUCUUCUGUUAAUGGUCCAAGAGCAUUUAUUUAUUACCAAGAUAAAAGCAAAUUGCUCUGGUAUGGGCGUGAUUGUUUUGGUCGAAGAAGCUUGUUAUCAUGUAUUAAGCAAGAUUCUUUUGUUCUUUCAUCUGUUGGAAGCAGAAAUUUAGAAAUGGAAUUUGAAGAAGUUCCUGCAAAAAAUAUUUACUGCUUGCAUCUUAGUGAUAUUCAUGAAAAACCAUUUUUAGAUGCUAUUCAAAUGUACCCAUUAUCUUUAUUGCCUCACAAAAUAGACAACACUUUGUAUCUUUAUGAACAUCGAUGUCUCAAACCAAUUUUUACAGAGAACCAACUAAUAAAUAAUAAUUUUCAAAACAAAUUAUUAAGAUUUUUCGAAAAUUUAAAUAUUGAAUUUCAUGAUGAAAAAAAUCUUCCCUCUGUCUGUUGUUGCUUAGCUAAAUUGAUACAUCUAUCAAGUGAUAAUGAAUUCCCAAAAAACAAAGAAACUAGUUGCAAGUGCUGCUUGUGUGAAAAUGAGACAUUUUUUGAUCGACUUAGAGCUGUGGAUAAAGUUAAUGCUUCAAGUUCUAUUAAGUACUGCUCUAUUGAGUUAUUGCAAAGUCAAUUUUAUGAAAUUUUAUUAAAAUCUGUUAGAACACGUGUUAACAACCUACCUAGAGAAAAUUUCAAUGAAUCGUGCGAUAAAAAAGUAAGUGGUUUCAAAAAACCAUGUGUUGGAAUUCUUUUUUCAGGUGGUAUUGAUUCAGUUGUUUUGGCAUCUCUUGCUGACUUAUGUGUCCCAAAGUAUGAGCCUAUUGAUCUUAUAAAUGUUGCUUUUCAACAACAUAUCUCUACAUUUAAAUUAGGUUCAAAGAAACACCAAACUACUAACAAAACAGUUCAUUUUGAUGUCCCUGAUAGAAUAUCAGGAAGGCUUGCAUUAAAAGAGUUACCAACUGAUAGAGUAUGGAAUUUUAUUGAAGUUGAUGUUACAUUAGAUGAGCUUAAAGAAGAAAGAAAAAAUAAAAUUGCCGAUUUAGUAUAUCCCCUGGAUUCUGUUCUUGAUGACAGUAUUGGUUGUGCUCUUUGGUUUGCUGCACGAGGUAUUGGGAAAUUGUAUUCAGUGUCAUGCAAUAACUCUUUUAGUCUAAUUGAAGAAUAUUAUGAAAGUCCAGUGAAGGUUUUAUUGUGUGGAAUGGGAGCUGAUGAGCAACUAGGGGGAUAUUCAAGACACAGAUCAAAAUAUGAAUCUUCUGGAUGGGAUGGUUUAGCUGCAGAGAUGCAUAUGGAGUUAGAUAGAAUAUCAUCAAGAAAUCUUGGAAGAGAUGACAGAUGUAUUUCUGACCAUGGACGCGAAGUUAGAUUUCCAUUUCUUGAUGAAAACGUGGUUUCGUAUCUUUCGAAACUUCCAACAUGUGUUAAGUGUGAUCCUCGUUUGCCACGUGGGUUUGGAGAAAAAAUAUUGCUUCGUGAGCUUGCUGGUUCCCUAGGUCUUCGUUACUGUAGCUCGUUGCCAAAAAGAGCUAUUCAGUUUGGUUCGAAAAUUGCUAAAAUAGAGGGAUCUAAAGAAAAGGGAGCGGAGCGUUGUGACAGACUUAAAUAACUCUUAGUAAUUUCUUAUCCUUUAAAUAAAGUUAAAAAGAAGUUUUAUCAAAUUAGAUUUUGUUAAGAAGGUUUUGAGAAAAUCAUUUAAGUUAUUAUUCAUUCGAAUAAAAGUUAAUUAUAAUUUCGUUAACUUGUAUACUAUAGUUUCAUUCUUUUCUGAGGAGGUCAAACAGCUGGGACAAAUUAACCCUAGUAUCAGAAAAGAUUCUCCUUUUAAAUAAUGUAAUAUUUUUUCAUUAAACGGAAUAUUGUUUAUGUAACACAAUUAUAUAAAGUAUAGUUUAUUAAAUAAAUACUCAAGAGUAAAGACUA
Hydra vulgaris (swiftwater hydra) is the source of this 2421-nucleotide messenger RNA. Its product is annotated as asparagine synthetase domain-containing protein 1. Gene Ontology annotation, molecular function: asparagine synthase (glutamine-hydrolyzing) activity. Lineage: Eukaryota; Metazoa; Cnidaria; Hydrozoa; Anthoathecata; Hydridae. The record is from RefSeq and is a predicted model, not a curated record.